GCGAAGCCUGCCGGGAAGGAUGCGGGGCAGUCAGGUUUGCCCAAAAUGGCAGCCCUCGAGGGUGAAUUCACGUUGUCUGCGGUACCCUUGGGUGCCGGGCCUAACGGCCUCCUAGGCGUGGAGCCGAGCAACAAGACAGACCAGUUUCUAGUGACAGACAGCGGCAAGACCGUCAUCCUCUAUCAGGUUUCUGAUCAGAAACCCUUGGGGAGUUGGUCAGUGAAACAAGGUCAGAUUAUAACAUGUCCAGCUGUAUGCAACUUUCAAACUGGAGAGUUUAUUGUUGUACAUGAUCAUAAGGUUUUGAGAAUAUGGAAUGAUGAAGAUGUAAAUCUGGAGAAAGCAUUUAAAACUACAUUGUCGGCUGAGGUAUAUAGGAUACAUUCUAUACAAGGGACAGAACCUUUCGUGCUCUUCAAGGAAGGUGCAGUUCGUGGUUUAGAGGCCUUGCUUACAGAGCCACAGCAGAAAAUUGAAACUGUUAUUUCUGAUGAAGAAGUGAUUAAGUGGGCAAAGUUUAUCAUGGUAUUUAGGCAUCCUGUUUUAAUCUUUAUUACUGAAAAACAUGGAAAUUACCUUGCUUAUGUGCAAAAGUUUAACUCAUGUGUCUUAAGCAAAUACACACUCUUACUUGGACAAGAAGAAAAAUCUGUUAUACAGAGCUUUACUGCAUCUAUAGAUCGAACAUUCAUCUCUUUGAUGUCAUUAAGCUCUGAUGGAUGUGUGUAUGAAACUUUGCUACCAAUACAUCCGAGUGACCCAGAAAAAAAUCAGACUGUAGUUAGAUCCCUGUUGCUCAAGACUGUAGUGUCUGGUAAUGCUCGAAAUGGUAUCGCAUUCACUGUCCUGGAUCAAGAUCAUGUAGCAGUCCUGGGACCACCACUGUCAGCUUCCAAGGAAUGCCUCUCCAUAUGGAACACAAAAUUUCAAACACUACAGACUUCAAAAGAGUUACCACAAGGGACCAAUGGUCAACUCUGGUGUUAUGGGGAAAAUUUGUUUAUGCUACAUGGAAAAUUUCUAACUGUGAUUCCAUACAAGUGUGAAGUAUCAUCAUUAGCAGGUGCUCUUGGAAAACUCAAGCAUAGUCAAGAUCCAGACACUCACACUGUGCCUCAUUUUGUAAACUGGGAGACAUCUCAGGGUUGUGUACUUGGAUCCCAGAAUGCUGAGCAGUCAAAGAGAAUUUUAAGGAGAAGAAAAAUUGAUGUGAACGUACAGCCAGAGGUUCCAGCAUCCACACUUUUUUCAACUGUUAAGAAAGAUUCUGAAAAACACAUCGAAGCAGAACUGCAUAAAUUUUUGGCUAGUAAGCGGACACAUGACUUUCAUACUAUUAUUGGCGAUAUAGUAAUAGGACUUCUGAGAAGAUGUAAAGCAGAGCCAUCAUUUUAUCCCCGGAACGCUCUGAUGCAGCUUGUCCAAACACAUGUCCUUUCUUACAGCUUGUGUCCAGGCUUAAUGGAGGCUGCCUUAGAAAAGGCCGACGUGCAAGUGCUGCAACUUUGUCUACAGCAAUUCCCUGACAUUCCUGAGUCCGUCACCUGUGCAUGCUUAAAAAUUUUCUUGAGCAUUAGUGAUGACAGUCUUCAAGGAACAGAUAUCAGUAUGGAAUCAGUUUCUGGCUACAGUGGUACUGUACAAGAUGAGGAAAUGAAAGAGCAAACUGAAAUUCUUCAAAACGGUUUCAAUCCUGAAGAAGGUAACUGCAAUAACAGUGAUCAAGAAUUAAAUGGAAAGCCUCAGAACGCAAGAGAGACCACUUUGUGCCCUGUAAUACCAAAAAGAGCAGCUCUGCUAAAUGCAAUUCUUCAUUCAGCAUAUAGUGAAAUGUUUCUUCUGCCUCACUUGAAAGAUAUCCCAGCACAACAUAUCACCCUAUUUCUCCAGUAUUUGUAUUUCCUUUAUAUGAAGUGUAGUGAAAAUGCUACGAUGACUCUUCCUGGAAUACACCCUCCAACUCUGAACCAGAUUCUGGAUUGGAUGUGCCUACUUCUGGAUGCCAAUUUUACUGUUAUGGUAAUGAUACCAGAAGCGAAAAGGCUACUGUUAAAUCUUUAUAAGUUUGUGAAAUCCCAGGUAUGCAUAUGUUCCGAGCUCAACAAGAUCGAAGUAAGUUUUCGUGAGCUACAGAAAUUAAAUCAAGAAAAGAAUAAUAGAGAAUUAUAUUCAAUUGAAGUGCUAGACCUCUUCUAAUAUACCAGUUCUCCUUCAUAGAUGUUUAAUGAAGCUCUUUUAUGUGAGUCCUUCUACUCAUCCAGAAAAGCGAUGUGUUUUGUUUGUGACUAUCUCAGUGAGAAGACAAAUGUGUCAUCAAGUACCUGGACCAUCACUUAUUGAUGCUUCUAGGUUGGACUGCAGGUUUCACGUGAACCUAUUCUAGGUUAUGGACAUUGGUGGGGAGAGGUUCUGAAAGUUUUUUAAAAUACUGUAACUGAGCUGAUUUUAAGUAAACUUAUUUGUGUAUUGAUAAAAGUCUAAUUUUUUACCAUGUGUUUUGAACAGUUCUUAGAAAAAAAUCACCACUGAAACAGUGAUUCUAGGAAGAAUUUAGUUCUAUCAGAAGCUGUCCCAGCUUAUCUGUGCUCACGGGAGAGAGAAGAGGUCAGUUCCACAGCAGGGAAGGAAGGGGGACCUUGUACAGGCAUGUGCUUAUCUUCUGCCAUUUUCUUCUGUCCUUUACCUACUUCCAUUUGCCUUCUUUACAUACCUGGGGAUUGAACAAUUCCUCUUUCUGUACAUUGUCUCUUAGACUACCUCCAUCAUUAGUUGAUAAUUUAGGUUAUAAAAAUAUACUACUAAAUAGCAAAGUCUCUUCUGAAAAUAGUUUUGUAAAUGAUUGACCAUAGAAUUUCUCUUUUUAACUCUUUGGAUUUAGGACAAGUGAAGGGAUCUAUGUAGAAUAAAAGGUUGCUUUUAUUUCUUGAAAGCAAACUCUAUUUUAUUAAAAGUUAAAUCACUCUUAAUAGAUGAUGUAAAGUAACUUGAAACCUUUCUGAGCUAUGAAGGGCUCUGUUUAAGAAAUCAUUUUGAAACCUGUUUUAACUUAAAGGGUUAUGAUAUGUUUUUUUUAAAUCCUAGAAGUUCUAGCUGUAAAUAAAAAUUUAAGUGAUUCUAGAGCCCAGAUUUACAGAAUCCCAGUUGCUUAACCUAAUUUGCCUUAGAGAUGGCUUCGUUUUAAGUCAGGUACUCUAUAUAAACGUUAGUUAUAACUAUGGCAGAUAAUAAAACAGUUUCUCCUCUCAUUCUUUAUUUUAUUUAAUCCUGAGAGAAAGGAAAUAAAGGUAAGAGUAUGUAUUAACCAUCAUGCUCCCUUAUAUAAUAGGACCUUCUGCUUAGAUAAAGUGAUAUAGUACUUCUCAACAGAAAUGAAAAAUGAGGUCCCCACGGUGUAUAUCUGUUUUGUAUCUUUUUUGCUGAACCACUUAAGAAUUAUCUGCAGAUAUUCAGACAUAAAAUUGUGGGUUCCUAAGCUUUUUCUUAAAACUUUGAGCUAUAGAACAAUGGAUCCUUUGAUUUAGGGGUACAUUUUUAUGGGGGUUAAGAUUAUUCAGGAUUUUUAUACUUUUUAGAUUCUGAGCUAUUUAUGAUUUUGUUUAUAAGAACCCAUAUUAAUAAUUGUAUAUAUUAAUAAGAGGAGUUAAAUCUCAGAUGGAUUUGUGAAUUCUUCCAUCAAAGAAAAGGUGAGCAACUGAAAUUCAGUUGCAGUCAGUUCAUAGACUGAUACUUUGCUCUUCAUGACUCCUGAUAUAUUGCACUCGAAUAUGGUUCUGCAUGGAAGCAUAACUUGCCUGGUCAGACAUCAAACAAGUAGAGAGAGGCCUUUGAUGGGGCAGAAGUCAGAGAGAGAUUCUCUGUGCCCUUAAAUUUUUCAUCUUCUGUGCAGGGCCCUUAUAAAGUCUUUAUUGUAACAUUUAAUAAUUUGGGUUGUAAAUAGUAUGGAAAAAAAUUACUGAUGCUUGAAAUAAGUAGAAAAUUAGGUUGCCUACAGACUAAGUCAUUAAAUUUAGAAAUAAGGAUUUUAUAAGGACACAGAGACUACUUACUUUUUGUUGAGGUAUAAUUGAGACAAAACUUACAGUCUGAGUUCUUAAAAACAGACUUUGUCUUACUUUUCCUACACACUAAGCACAAGACCACCAGCACGUAAUUGCUGUUCAUUAAAUGCUUAUUGAAUAAAGUUACUGAAUAAUGGAUCUCAUCUGUCCAACUGUAGAGUAAUAAUUUUGAGCAUUUGCAAUAGUUACUUUUUCUGAAAAGUAAAUCAUCUAUGUUUACUACAUAUAAGCAGUAUAUUUCUUUCUACCUCUACACUUAUUUUUUAAUGAUAAAUUUUAUCUCAUUUGUUUCUGAUUACUUAUACUAUGUCUAUCUAAUAAGAGAGUUCUUUAAGUUCUCCAUUUAGGAAGUGAUUACCUUCUAUAAACUUUAUAUUUUUUGAGGGAAAUGUGGACUUAUAGGUUAUCAUUACUACUUAAAAUUAGAUGUUUGUUUGCUUUUUGCUUCCUUAGCCUUCCUUGUCCAUAUUUGGUGACUAUAAUUAUAGUGGAGUUCAUUGUGGAUCAUGAAAACAAAGAUGGACUUUUGCCCAGCUCUUUUUUAAAAAUUUUAAUCCUAAAAAAAGUGGCAAGCAAAAACAAUGAGCACUCAUAUAUCCUUGACCUAAAUUUACCUGUUGGUAACAUUGCCACAUUUCUUUUACUAUUUUCUGUAUUUUUUCCUUUUUUUCUGAAUCGUUUGAAUAUUACUUAUCAACACCCAGAUUAAUCCCAUAAUUGGGUUUGACCCCAUAAAUACUUCUUUAAUCCUCUAAAACAAGAGCACUAUUUUACAUGACCACAAUGCAAUUAUCAAAUUCAGAAAAUUAGUACAGUAUUAUUUAGAAUGAUUAUAGUCCUUAUUCAGAUUUAUGCAGUUGUCCUGGUAAUGUCUUUUAUAGCUGGACUUUUUCCCCCUCCUAAAAUCCUUUCAAGGAUCAUGCGCUGCAUUUAGUUUUCAUGUUUCUCUAAUCUCCUUUAGUCUACAUACUUCAUUUCUGAAGAAUCUAAGCCAGUUAUUUCACUGACUGUCCCUCAAUUUGGAUUUGUCUCGUUUCCACACGGUUAGAUUGAGAUUAAACAUUUUUGGCACAAAUGCUUCAGAGAAGGCACAACAGCAGGAAGCACCGAUGUGCACUGUCCCAGCAUUGGUGGUGUUACAUUGGAUCACUUAGUUAAGGGAGGGUUUAACUGACUGCCUCGCUCUAAAGGUACCUUUCCCUUAGUACUUCGUAAGUAACCUGUGUAUAUCUUUGACAGCAUGUGAAUAUCCUACUCUGGAAUGUUCUUCCCCAACAGUGGUUUUAGAUCUACUGGUAGUUUUUGCCUGACUCAGUUACUACUUUGGUGGUUGUGGUUGCAAAUUGUAAAAUGGUUUUUGGCAUAAAUAUCACUUUAAAAUGUUAUGCUGUGCCAUAUAGUGACCAUUCUCAUCUCUUAGGUCUGCUUUAUAUCUAUAGAUGGAUGACCAGAUAAAUGGGUAGACCUAUUUCACAAACUUAGAUAGUUAUAAUCACUUGAGUAUACAAUGUGUGGUCUACUUUUUCCACUUAAUAUUUUCAUAAAAACAUGUUUUUACAUAGUUAACAUGUUUUGGUUCUUUAAAGUUUCAGACUUAGAAUUCUAACUAUAGAGCUGAAAAGGCUUACCAAUGUUAAGUAUCUUUCUUAUCCAGUUUCCACAGCUUUGUACUAGCAGAGCUGAAAUGCAACUUUAGAUUAUACUAUUACACUUCCUUUAUCAGCACUAUUAUAAUUUUGGGCCACUUUUGAAAGCAUUUGCAAAUCACUGGAAUAUUUGGAAUGCUUCUGUUUGCUUUGGACAAAUUUCUUAAAAAAAAACUUUAAAUUCUGAACAUUUGUUGUAGAUUGGCAUCGUUUUAAAUUACCUCCCCAGAGCCUUUUCAUCUCUAAGAAAGCAGUGCGCUGUUAUCAAAGAGAUUUAAAUAAAUGUCUGUUAGGGUUACUCUGUUAGUUUAAGAUCACGUUAAGAUUAUUACCUUGAUUAACACAGCCAAUAAUCAGAUACAGUUGUGCUUUUUGUGUAUUAGAUUUUUAAUUUGUAAUAUAUUUCAGGUCCAGUUGCUAUAUUCUUUGCUCAUUCUCAGAUUUAGAAUGUAAAAUAGUUUUGUUUUUUAAGACUGUAUUUUAACUAGUAGAACAGAUAUACAGAUGUGUAUUUACCAUUUAAGCUUAUGAUACAUUUAUAUAUAUAUAUAUAAUAAUAAGCUAAUAUACGUUAGAUUAUAUAGUACGUACUGUGUGCCGGCCUAAAUGCUUUACAAAUAUUAAUUGAUUUAAUACCCUUAAUCCUGCUUAGCAGUCUCAUGGGGUAAGAUUUGUAGUUGAGGAAAUUGAGGCACAGACCAGUAAGGUAGACUUCCAAGAACGCAUGGCUAGUGACUACCUAGUAACUACCCAGAUUUGAACCCAGGCAGUCUACAUUAGUACUCAGCCCCCUACACUGUUCUGCUCGUAAUCAUUGCAAUAUUUGCUGCAUGGCAUACCUUAAUUUGGUGGACUGAAGUCUUAAGACUCUUAACUCCUAAUUAUUGUUAAUUAUAUGUCAGAAAAUAUCUGCUUCACAGUAGUCCUCCUUGGGAUGUAGUUUACAGAAACACCUUGUGACAGUGAGUGCCAUGUAUAUAAUGCUUAAAAAAUUAUCUGAUAGAUUCUGAAUCUCUGUCACAUGAAUAUGCAGAUCAGCAGAAAGCAUUACUCCAAGACCUAGCAAAUUUUUUCAUCAAACACUGAACACCUUGGGUGGUGACCAUACAAGGCAUGGAAUCAAAAUCAAGAUAGUUUAAAUCUGGAAUAGAUAAAAGUGAAUUAGUCUAAGUUUAAAGAUGAAAGAAUGAUUUGAAUCAAAAACAAAAAAAAA
This is a messenger RNA of Manis javanica (Malayan pangolin), 6917 nucleotides long. It is a transcript of the gene NOL11, whose product is annotated as nucleolar protein 11. NCBI's taxonomy places the organism in Eukaryota, Metazoa, Chordata, Mammalia, Pholidota, Manidae. Gene Ontology annotation, biological process: maturation of SSU-rRNA. Gene Ontology annotation, cellular component: nucleolus; nucleus. Gene Ontology annotation, molecular function: protein binding; RNA binding. The record is from RefSeq and is a predicted model, not a curated record.